AUGUCAGAGGACGACAGUAAUUUUGCUUGCCCUCAAUGCCCAAAAAUUUUUGCAACAAGAUCUAAUUUAAAACGCCACAUGGAAAAUCCCAACAUUCACAACAUACCAUAUGCAAGAAGUCGAGACCAGAAACGAUGGAGUGGCCAUACAAAGAAAGUAUCCUCCAGAGCAGACACCACUGAAAGAAUGCGCAAAUGGAGAGCUGAAAACAGAGACAAGAAUAAACGAAACGAUUUACGAUGCAGAGUGUAUCGACUAGCUCGUCAAAAGUUCGGCGAGGGCGAUUCCGAAGAGAAGCAGCAAUUCAUCAAUGAAGAAAUCAAUAGAAGACUUGGCAGACGCAUGUUGUUGGAACAGAAAAACAAAGAAAAUGCAGCAUCUAAUACGGCUACAGCGACAUCAGAGGCUACAAACACAAACCCAUUUCGCAUUAAAGUCAAGGAUGAGUUCAACAACGACCCUUCCAACACGAGAUCUCCAUCCACAACACCACCACAGCCAGAGACAUUGAACGAAUUGCCAUUCUACUGCGCACCUCUUCACAAGAUUGAACUGCCCUCCAUCAACAUGAACAACAGACGACCUAGUCAAAGUACCGAACCCUCGGGUUAUAUCAACAAAAGUCAGCCUCCUUCGCCAAUUAGUGAUACUGCCAGACAUGAGGAUGAUGCCAACCGAAGACUCAGUGGAUGCAGCAUGAAUUCAUCUUCCAGUAGCAGAUCAUUUAAUUAUACUACUUGCAACAAUACAACAUCACCUAAUAAUACAACACAUAAUUUUAUUAAUGACAAGAGCAAUUUUUCGCCAUCAACAGCAACAACAAGCCCUGAGCAACUUCACGAUACGUUACCACCAAUGCUAGCAUUGUUACCUCCUGUAUCUGGUGGAAACACAACUCGAUUACCUCUACAAUAA
This is a messenger RNA of Mucor velutinosus, 915 nucleotides long. It is a transcript of the gene cyn1, whose product is annotated as Cyanate hydratase. The transcript is spliced from 4 exons. The record is from RefSeq and is a predicted model, not a curated record. Lineage: Eukaryota; Fungi; Mucoromycota; Mucoromycetes; Mucorales; Mucoraceae. The coding region runs from base 1 to 915 and encodes 304 amino acids.